This is a messenger RNA of Paramacrobiotus metropolitanus, 1521 nucleotides long. RefSeq lists its product as uncharacterized. The transcript has a single exon. Gene Ontology annotation, molecular function: beta-glucosidase activity. The record is from RefSeq and is a predicted model, not a curated record. Lineage: Eukaryota; Metazoa; Tardigrada; Eutardigrada; Parachela; Macrobiotidae. Gene Ontology annotation, biological process: glucan catabolic process. The coding region runs from base 127 to 1272 and encodes 381 amino acids. Gene Ontology annotation, cellular component: extracellular region; cell surface.
CCGAUAUCAGCCAAAUACUACAUAAUAUAUGCUUUUGGUCGUGAAAGUCGACACCUGUGCCAAAACACAAUCUGACGUCCCAAACCAUUAAAUAUUUUCUCUUUUUUUACUUUUUGAACUACUGCUAUGAUUCUAAUCGGUUUUGCAUUAUUAUCAACGGCGACCUUGAUCUGCGCAUGGCUUCCUGAUGGUAAGAUCCGUGGCGUCAAUCUCGGCUCCUUAUUUGUCAUUGAACCAUGGAUGGCCCAUACGGAAUGGACGCGUAUGGGCUGUGCCGAUCAAAAAUCGGAAUUCGACUGUGUCAUGCGUCUCGGUCAGGCCAAAGCCAACCAGGAAUUCCAAGCGCACUGGGACCGCUGGAUCACACAAGCCGACAUUCAGAAGAUGAAGAGCUACGGUUUGAACACAAUUCGAAUUCCUGUUGGAUACUGGAUUUAUGAGGACAUCGUGUACAAGGACAGUGAGCAUUUUCCGCAAGGUGGACUGGCUUAUCUGGAACGGUUAUGUGGUUGGGCCAGUGACGCGGGACUGUACAUUAUCAUGGAUCUUCAUGGAGCACCCGGUGCGCAAGAGCCCCAGCAGCCGUUCACCGGUCAAUAUGCUCCGACAGCCGGGUUCUUUGUAUCGUGGCAGUAUGAUCGAGCGUACAAGUUUCUGGCCUGGAUGACUAGAUUGGCACACACCAAUCAUAAGUUCCGCAACGUGGGAACCAUUGAGAUUGUGAAUGAACCGGCGCGCGGGCAGAAUUCGCUGGUGCAUGAGUUUUACCCGAAAGCAUUCGAAGUGAUCAGAAACGUAGAGAACAGUCUGAAUAUUGCUGCGGAUAAGCGCGUACACAUUAUGACGAUGGAUAAACGCUGGGGUGCCGGGGAUCCUAAAGCCGGAUUAACGGAUCUCUGGCACGCGGCGUAUGAUAACCAUCGCUAUAUCAAAUACGACACUUCGGUACCGCCGACCCGGCAAGCGUACCUGCGGGCCAGCUGCAAUGAUGACCUUUCCGGCAAUUGGCCGGUGGUAGUGGGAGAAUGGAGUAUCAGUCCAAAGAUCUCCGAUGAAUGGGGAAGUGAGUUUAAUCCCAGUUCACCGGGCGCUGCGGAGUUCUAUAAGAAAUGGUGGGCUGCGCAGGUGAUGGCAUAUGAGAAGCAAAACGGAUGGGUGUUCUGGAGCUGGAAAACGGAUCUGAAUGAUUAUCGGUGGAGUUAUAGUCUGGCGGUGGAAAAGGGAAUUAUACCGAAGGAUCCCACGGAGGCGUAUCGCAUAGCAGCGUGUUAGGGAUUUUAUGGUGCUCUUGUGUGUCUUUGCUUGCAUAGUGCGCACCAACAGAAUCUUAUCCUCAAUGAAGCUGUCGAUAACAAAACUAUUGGCUAUAGUAGUUCUGUCCCUUAAUUAAACUCGCGCGGAUGCAGUAUAUAAUUUUCAUACAUACCAUACGAGUACUGUAGCUAUAAAGUGUCUCCAAAGUAUACACUAAAAUAUGCUAUUGAUCCCAGUACGUACCGAAGGAACAUUAAAUUCACCAUU